Fusarium venenatum is the source of this 3150-nucleotide messenger RNA. The record is from RefSeq and is a predicted model, not a curated record. NCBI's taxonomy places the organism in Eukaryota, Fungi, Ascomycota, Sordariomycetes, Hypocreales, Nectriaceae.
AUGCGCCUCUUCAGCAAGGCCCUGCGCCGCCGUCGCCAUCGAGCAGGUCCCGAGUUCGACCUUUUGAGCGCAGCUUUUGGUUUUCCCUUUCGCUACCGAACUAAACCUUCAUGCAACAAGAGUCCUGGACGAAUGAAGAUCGUCUAUGAUCAUCCUUCCGACCCCAACGACGAAUCAGAGUCGGAUGAAACAUGCUCUUCAUCUUCCCUGAAUGAUCGUGGACGACAACAGCAUCGCAGCCGUCACCUGUCUGAAAGACCUCCGACUCCUCAUAGAAACACUCCAGCGUCUCCCAGCACUUCAAAAAAGAGCUCUUCACGAAAGAAGCAGCAUCGGCGAUGCCGUUCGCGAGCUUCAUCUCGAUCUAGUCCUGCAAAAUCGACUCGCUCUCGAGCCUCUCGCUCGACAUCUCGUCGACCAAACAUUGGAAGCAUGACUCGCCCAACUACCACCCCCUAUGUACAGAGUUCCACAACAUUUCCACCCCCCAUUCCUAUUCAUUUGUCGAAACCACCGUGUAAUAUUUUUCAGUUGAAAACAUUUCCUAUUUCUACUUUGAACCAACCUUUUGGACUUCCAGUAUGCCAGUCAAUGCCUCAGCAGCAAGUAUACUACCAGAACCCAGUCAACUUUGGGCCGCCUCAGCCAUCUGCUAUGAUUCGAGCUCCAGUCCCUCAGUUCAUGGCUCCGGCUAUGCCUCCGCCCGUCAUGGUGCAGCCACCUCCUGGCCUAGCAAAAGUGCCUGUGUCUUCUGCGACUUUAAACAGCAACGUGAUUCCUCCAGUAACAUCUGGCGUCGAUUCUCCAAAGCCAAACUCUCAUACUCCUAGGCCAUCUGACCCGUGGACAAACGACAUACAGCGACUGCAGAAACACAUUGACGCAAAGAUGGCUGAUCUGUCUUCCGAGCCUAACAGCAGAGUUUUACGUCGUGACCUUCGUCGUCUACAAGACCGACUAAACUCGACCUUGAACAAAGCUAUUACGCACAGCAAGAAGUCACACGCAAGGAAGCUUUCCCUCACAUCGGCCAGCAACUUCUCGCAGCUGGCCCUCGGCGGAGAUGCUGCAAGCGAGCCUGCAACUGCCCUGGUCCGCAGCCUCAUCGCACCUGUGCACAAAAUGGAGAACGAACAGCAGCGAAAGCACCACACACAGCAGGUCAAAAGCCCUCAACGCAUUCCACGUCACCAUGUCUGCUCAGAAUGUGGUAACAUUCGCUCACAGCAAUUCCAUAAGCGUUGGCCCCUUAAAGACUCAAGUAAAUCACACAAGAUCAACUACUGCGAGAGCUGCCGAGAAGGGAUGUUCAAUCGAGGUAUUGUUCAAAAAUACCACUUCUGUUUCAACUGCGGAGGUGCGAGGUCGAUGGCAUUCCAUCAGCAGCAUCCAGUGCUACCGGGCGAGCCUAUCUUCGUCAACUAUUGUGGUUCAUGUACCGAAGAGUUCAAGGUCUAUGAGAGUCUUCCAGAUCAUUCUGUCAUCAACUUUGUUGACCCAAGAAUUGAGACACACACUCUUUCUGAUUCGGAAGAUGACUUGGAUUCACUCACUGUCAAUCGUCACUCGAACAACAGAACCGACCAUGACAGUGUCCGAAGCGAUCAGCGAUCCGAAUUCAAAUUUGAGCGGCCUGCCGAGCCACCUCGCGGAAGGCGAACAGAGCCACGUACCCCUAAAUCGCCUGUUGUUGCAUUAGAUGUCGACUUCGUGCCCCCUGAAUCGCCGUACUGCCCCUCGCGAAGUACUAGUUCUUCUGACCGUCGAGCGGAGAGGAAGUCCUCUGGGCAAUUCAGUACAGGUUCCAGUCCCCACAGAGAGGAAUUCGAGGCGAAGGGCAACUACCAAGCGCCCUACGUCGAAGAUUCCUCGUCGAGUCAUCAUUCCAGAGUAGCCACCCCGACUUCUAGCCUUCGCUCUAAGAAGAGAGGAAAGAAGACUGAAUCCAAAGAUCGUGGAACUCGAAAGAAUCUCUCCCCUGAUGUUGUACUCAAGUCCGCACUGGUAGGUAGUGACCGGUCUUCUUCGGAUGGAUCUAGAAAGGCCAGAGCCAAGACGUCAGAUGAAUCGCCUCGAGUUCGCGGGGAGUCUCUCGACUCUGACUGUUCCGACCCAAGUUCUUCCAAGUCUUCGGGCAACAAGACAGUGAGGUUCAAACAGUCUGUCGACAUUCGUACAGCCUUGCCGAAAGAUGCAGACGACUUCUCAGAGCCUGGAAGUCCCAGAUACCCGCGUUCUCCGAGCUCUCCUCUCAUCUCUCGCAAGCAGUCUACCUCUCGCCGUACCAAAGACCUGAGAGACAAGUACUUGCACCCUCACUAUGGUCAACAUUCGAAUGUACCCACAGGCUUUCAUCGUGAGCACUUGCACACUCCCGAUAGCUUUGUCCCUGGAACACCCUCAAAGGGGUACUCCAAAGGAGCAUUCAGCAACGACUUUGGCAUUGGCGGACAUUGGGAUUCUUUCGCAAGCCCCGGGUAUCCUUACGCCGACCAUCACUCGGAAAACUCUUUCCACAACUACUAUGACGUUGGUGAGGAUUGUAAGGCAUCAUCUUCUCAUCACUACAACUAUGACCAGUACAGGGAGUCGACCGCAUCUCUUCCAUCGCGCCUUUCUACCGGGAGUAUAUUUGCCUCCUUCUUCGAGAAGGACAAGGCGUCCUCUGAAAGAUUUGGCCCUCGCAGUUCCAAUGACAGUCAGCCAACACCUUGCCCUCGGCCAUCUCAGUGUUCCUCAAACAUCUUCAGUUCAUUCACGGAACCUGAGUUACACAGCUGCACAGGUGCAGGGUCAGUUACUGAGAAAGGCAGUGGUCCAGCCGGAAACAACCCAUAUUACACGCCCCGUAAGCGCAGUCACCCAGAAUCACCUUACGGUGGUUCUCCUACCCAAUCGGACAAAUCCCCCAAGCGGGAUUUUGAUUCAUCUUCGUCCGCAAAGUCGGACAAGUUUGUUUGGAAGAAUGCCUUUAAUCCUGUCCCAGUAGUUGAAGAGCUGGGCGCUGCCGGUGACACUUCACCUAAGAGCCCAACAGACCUGCUUGAGUUCAAUAUCGUCAUUAAUCCAGCUUCUCCCAUUGAUGAUGGAAUUGACGAGGUGUCAUCGGAGUUGUACUCCAACACGCCACCCUCAUCGGACGAGAACUAG